Carassius gibelio (silver crucian carp) is the source of this 1812-nucleotide messenger RNA. RefSeq lists its product as uncharacterized. The record is from RefSeq and is a predicted model, not a curated record. NCBI's taxonomy places the organism in Eukaryota, Metazoa, Chordata, Actinopteri, Cypriniformes, Cyprinidae. The transcript is spliced from 7 exons. Bases 239 to 1021 code for a protein of 260 amino acids.
UUGAAUUAAAAUCAAAUCCAAAUUAUUAUGCAACAUAUAAGUUAGUAAUUUAUUUAUCAAAAUCAUUUAAGAACAAAAGCAAAUAUCUGUUUUUAUGUUUGCAUAUGUUUUCUUGCAGUAUUAAAUGAGAAGCCGUCCGCUGCUCAGGCUUCCAUGAACACUUUCACUGAAAGUGCUGAAGAGGAUUAUUAAAUACUGUUAAACCUCAUCGGCUAGAAUUAUUACAAUAAUUAAUAUCAUGUGUUAUGUCUCUGUAAUUCAGACAGUCAAAGAUGUCACCCUGCAAGUUUUUUCUAAAAACGAGUCCAGACAUAAAACUGUGAUCAUGCUUGACGAGAACAAUAGAACUAAUAAUCCUGAGGAAGUUUGCGAAGGCAGCACUGUGGAACAUCCUGGAUGUAAAUUAGAGCACACAUCUGCUGAGCCCAUGCCUGAGGAACUGUUUAUACUCUCUUUCAUAGUAAUCCCACCCACUUUAGAUGAGGGGCGGAGUUUCAGACAGAGCUCCUCCCACCUGUGGCAGCAUCUGAGUCACAUUCUCAUGGAUGGUCAGAGUGCUAGUGAGAGCAGGGAGGUAUCUCAUCUUCUAAUCACAGACGCUUUAGUUCCUGUGUCGGAGGAUGAAGAAAAGAAAAGUGAACAGGGAGACGUGGGCAAAUCUAGGAAUGGAGAAUUGAAACACAAGAUACCAGUUUCCACAUCUCAGGGGAAUACCAAAGACGAGAGUCAGGCAGACCAUUUGUGGAAGGAUUGGAAAGCCUUGUGGCAGAGGGGACUGAUGAUGAGAAGGAACACCUGGAAAAGAAAAAUACCUGAGAGAACCAGGAUAGCAAAGCUGCAAGUUAAACCCAUCCCUGUUUCACGGAGAAACACUCGAGGUGGUGAUGCUAAAGAGGACACAGCAGCUCUCUCUUUUAAACAGACUACCGGUUUCAACACGAGAGACAAGCUCAUCGAGGCGCCAAACCAGGCCCCCAAAAACCAGCAGUCAACACCGUACGUCCUGAGAGAAAACGGAUAGCAGCCGGACCUGGAGUAAAGCGACCCUCACCAACCCCUGCAUCUGUCAUUGAGAACUCAGAUGAAGAACCCACAAGUGUCUCCAAAUACUUCUUAAGUGACAUCUUUACUGAAGUUGAUGAACUAGAAGACAUGGAUUUAGGCCAAAGGUUGGAAUUACAAACCAGUCACAACUAACUAAACAGUCAGAAAUAUAGUUUGACAUAAGUUGGGUGUAUAGACGUCUGAAUAUUUGGAAGGACACUUUUACCAAGAAGAACCACAACUGAAGAGAUGCAGCAAAAACAUACCUCAGUAAUAGCUGAAAUAAUGUCUUUUAUGUCAUUAUAAUUUUAUUUAAGGAUAAAUAAGUAUUAAUUCAGUUAAGUUUUUGUUACUGUUGCACUCUUUUGUUAUGUAAAGUUGUAUUAUAAUUCAUGUCUGAUCUGAGCCUAACUGAAUUUUUUAUUUAUUUAUUUGGUCUCGACCUGCAUUUUAUUUCCAGUUAUGAAUUAGAAACGUUAAUUUCUCUCACAGUAAGUGACUUUUCUUUUAUUAUUUAUUCAUCUUUUUUAAGAGCAGCUUUGAAACAAACCUCUAUUUUAAAUACGCACUGCCCUGUUUUUAGCUCCAUGCUGUCUGCGUGUUGUAUUUGAGCAUUGCUCCACAUUAUUUGUAGCAAUUUAUAUUUCAACUUUUAACCUUUGUUCAGUUUUAUGCUCUUCAUAUUUGUUUUUCAUAGUUGUGUCUCAAGCAAAUGUUUUACUUGUGUUUGUAAAUAUGUUAAUAAAAAAUGUACAGUAUGUUUGUAAA